UUUAGAUAAAACGAACCCCAGUUUCAGCGGCGUGAGUGAUUCACAACGCAAAAACAAGGAAGACGUUAAAAAGAAUAAUUCCACCCAACAAGAACACGACAAUGAAGAGCCCACUAGCGAAGAAGACAAUAAAAACAGAGCUUAUGAUCACUUGACUACGUUGCUGUUGUUCGUUGGUUAUUCACGUAGUCGACACAGCUUGGUGUCUUCUUUACUCGAUGCUCAUCCACACAUGAUAGUUGCCGACGAAUCGUACGCGCUGAGAAAAUGGAUUUCCAACCCAGACUGGAAGACGGUUAACUCGAAGUAUGAUUUUUUUGAUACCAUGAUGGGAAAUUCAGUGCGGUCUUCUUUACAUGGUCGAAGAUCCCGCGAAUCGAAAGGAGGCGUUACCAACCUCCAAUUGUUUGGCUACAAUGUUCCUGAUCAAUGGCAGGGAGCGUACGAUCGAUAUAUUCAGGUCAUUGGAGACAAGACAGCAUGGGACACUGCAGUAAUGCUUCGUCUAAAAGGCACAGCCGCAAUUUACGAGAUGGAAGAGAAACUAGGAGUGAAAGUCAAGUUCAUUCACGUUGUUAGAAAUCCCUUUGACAAUAUUGCAACAUUUGUUUUACGUCACAGAGAUAUCCAGGCCAGGGACGCUGAUCCGAACAUCAAGAACUCUCAGCAGAUUAAUGCGAGUGAAAUUCUGGAUAUAAAGAUACAGCUUUACAAUAACUGGGCAGAGGGAACUCACGUGGCACAGAAAACCUUCCCAGAAGACUUCAUAAACGUUGUCAGCAUGGAUGUUGUGAAAAAUCCAGCGGAUUCACUCAGAAGAAUAUGCGAUUUCCUCGAUAUCACGUGUGAAGAAAAAUACAUCCAGGACUGUGCAGCUAUAGUGGAUCCAGUCCCUUCAAUCACCCGACAUCGCAUUGUGUGGACGGAUGAACAGAUAAACAGGGUGUAUGCAAUGAUGAAGAAGUUUCCCUUUUAUGACAGGUUUACAUUUGAAGACGAAUGAAUAACUCCUUAUCAUAAUGAUAGGGACAAAAAUACGUGCUUCUUUACGUGAGGGCGGCGUUCAGGUGGG
Molecule: messenger RNA, 1072 nt
Organism: Orbicella faveolata
Lineage: Eukaryota; Metazoa; Cnidaria; Anthozoa; Scleractinia; Merulinidae
Biological process (GO): peptidyl-tyrosine sulfation
Cellular component (GO): Golgi apparatus
Molecular function (GO): protein-tyrosine sulfotransferase activity
Source: RefSeq, a predicted model, not a curated record